Molecule: messenger RNA, 5220 nt
Organism: Glossina fuscipes
Lineage: Eukaryota; Metazoa; Arthropoda; Insecta; Diptera; Glossinidae
Gene: Cap-D2
Product: condensin complex subunit 1
Exons: 8
Coding region: 1-4326 (1441 amino acids)
Biological process (GO): meiotic chromosome condensation; mitotic cell cycle; mitotic chromosome condensation
Cellular component (GO): condensed chromosome, centromeric region; nucleus
Molecular function (GO): histone binding
Source: RefSeq, a predicted model, not a curated record
AUGGAGGAUGCACUCUUUUGGCGUCACAAGCAUUCGUUUAAAAUAUUUUUUUGUAUUGACUUAGAUAUAUCUUUACAACUGCCUAAAAAAAAUUAUAUUAACUUUACUAAAACAAUGGAUUUUCAAUUUAAUUUGCCCUCAAGUAAUACGGACCUAUUAAAUUCGAGUGGCGACAGUUAUUAUGUGAAGCAUUUGUAUAGUGCUAAUGAAAUACCAGAUAAAUUGAAAGCCUGCAAACAGAUGUUAUUUCAGAGUGAUCCGUUUUAUAUUUUCGAUCAUUUUGAUACCUAUUACGCGGUUAUUGAAAAUAAAAGCACAGAUGCAGCGGCUAUGAAGAAUUUGUUCCGUGCAUUCGAUUUAAUGUUUAUAACUGUAGACAAAUUGGGCAGCAGUUUGGCACCAAUUUUAGCGGCUACGGAACCGCCUGCACCACAGCAUCGUAAAGGUUAUUUAAAUUUAACUAAGAUGUGUCUAUUUCUGUCAGUGAAUGUGGUGCGUAAAAUUGAUGGGAAUAUAGUACGCUUGCAGCAACAACAUCAAAAUAGUCAACAAAAGAGAAAAGGCAACAAACUGUUUGAUACAUUAGAGGAAUAUCCUGAUUGGGACGUUAAACGCAGUAAAUUUCUGAUACAAUUGUAUAAUUUAAUGCAAUGUCCGUUACAAAAAUUAUGGAGUCCACCAGUGGCAGAAGAAAAUUUUGUCAAUAUGUUAUGCGAGGUAUGUUAUCGCACCUUGGAACUGUUGCAUGUGCGCAAUGACAAUCGCCAUGUUGUGGAGACUAUUUUCCAGAUUUUCGGUAUCGCCAUCAAACGUUAUAAUCACGCUAUAAACUUCCCUGUGAGAAUUUUGCAAAUUUUGCGUUCUACGGAACAUGCCGGUCGAUCAGUAGCGUACGGAAUCAACAUUUUGCAUGAAGAAUUCGGCAUAUCCACUGUUUUUUCGGUUCUGAUUAAAGAAAUAAUUGAAAGUUUAUCUAUGGGUUCAGCCGACACGCUUGUAUCACGUUAUUUUUCGAACUUUCUUGCGGAACUUGCAACGAUUGCUCCAAAACUAAUGAUACCUCAUUUAUCUACGUUGGGCGAUGAACUGCUUGGGUGUGAAUCACAUGUAUUGCGCAAUUGCAUUUUACAAAUUAUGGGUGAUGCUGUAGUAGGUGAACUUACUUCUGAAGAACUGCCAGAGGAUAUGAAAGAAGCACGUGAUGAAUUUUUGGAAAAUUUAUUGAUGCAUAUCAAUGAUAUAUCAGCGCAUGUUAGAGCUAAAGUUUUACAAAUAUGGAAUCACAUGAAAGAAGAACAGGCUGUCCCUCUAUCUUUUCAGCUGAAAGUUUUAUGCGCUGCAGUAGAAAGGCUGGAAGAUAAAACAUGCUCAGUGCGUAAACAAGCCGUUCAAUUAAUUAAAGCCUUUCUGGAAAGAAAUCCAUUUGCAGCAAAACUAACUCUGGCCGAAUUGCAGAAAAAAUAUAAUGAAGAGGUAGAGAAAAUGGAAAGACUAUCAGCAUUAUUGGCUGCAGAACGAAAGCAGGCGGAGGAACUGGAAGAAAAAUGGAGUCUUGUGAUACCAAAAAUGUUGCCCUUCAUAGAAGACAUUGUAAAACAAACUGAAGAUCCACCACCGACGCAAGAAACCUAUGAAGAUUUAGUGCAGCGUAUUAACACAAUGUUGUUGGAAGAGAAAUAUGAAGAAGCAGUUUCAUUAGUGCGAAAAGCUGACCAUGUUGCUGGCAAUUCAGAACUGAGGCUUUCGUUAAAAGAGGAAGAACAGUGUGCUUACUAUUUGGCUUUGCUGAAAUCUUACAUCUUUUUGGCCAACGGUUGUAAAGAUAGUAAUGAAGAAUUUGGUACUCAAAUUAAAACGGUAAAAUUUUUACAAGAUUCCAUUGAGUUUUCAAAAGCUAUUUCUAAAGCCAUGCCCAAGCUUCAAGAAAUGCUUUUGUCCAAAAUAAAUUCCGAUGUUUUUGAAGCGGUUGAUUUGUUUACAACCGGCUAUAUGUUCGGUAUCAAAGGUACAGAAAAUGGUAUGCGACAAAUGUUGUAUUUGGUUUGGUCUUCUGAUAAAGAAAAGCGCGAUGCUGUAUCCGAUGCCUAUAAAAAGGUUCUAUUUACUACUGAUCAAACAGGCAGGACACAUGCUUUGCAUGUCGUGCAGAAUCUCUCUCGGUUCCUAGAAAGUCUCGAAUAUGGUCACUACACUGCAAUGGAAUGCUUAAUGAAAGAAUGGGUUCACAAUGAAGACAUUGAUAGCUUAAUUAUACAAGUGCUAUUUGAACGCUUUACUUUGAAAUUGGAAGGCACUACAGAAAAUGAGUCGCGUUUAGCUUUACAGUUAUUGAUAAUGUGUUCUUACGCGAAGUCGUCAAUAGCGUCAGCCAAUAUUAGCAUUAUUGAAAGUAUCGGUUUGGGUUUGCGAGGCAAACAAGAUCCUCGUAUCUACAGCGGCUGUUUGGAGUUUCUACUAAACUCAAUCGACCAAUCAUCGGCAACAAAAUACUACAAACGGUAUGAAGCCGAUCACAGCAUAGUACAAAAAGUCACUGAAAUGUAUUCAAAGUUCUUCUUUCAUCCUCGAAUACCCGAUUUUGAUCAAGUUACAAUGAAAACAUUGCAAUUUUAUUAUCGAUUAUGUCAGACCCCAGACGUGAUUUCCCAAACCCUGGUUUCCGAUAUAUUAAAGCAAUUUAAAAAGUUUGCUGUUCAAUUGGGUGAGAUGACAGCGUCUCAACACGCCCAGUCCCUUGAGACUCCUUUUUCACAAGCUAUACCGGGCACGCAAUCGCACCUAACAGUGGCGUCUCAAUUGAAAAUGCCGGUGUUCCUUUUAACUCGCUUCAUUUUCAUGAUUGGUUAUAUGGCAUUGAAGGAAAUGAUAUUUCUUGAUAUCGAUGUUUACAAUAACAUGAAAUACCGCCAAGAAUUAGCAGAAUGUGAACAGAAGAAAAAGAAGAGCGCUUUCACGAAUUGUAAUGAAAACCGCCGCAAAACGACUAAUUUAAAUAUGUCUGCCACCGAAUCGUUGAAACGUUUAACAGGCGCGGCAGCCGAACCGCAGCAGGAGCCUGACGAAGACUUAGUAGGUGCUACUGCUGAAGAUAAUGUGGCGGAAUUAAUCAAUCAUAUCUGCGAGGAGAUUUUAUUUCAUGACGAAAAUGCUUUAUUACCGAAACUGUUCCCCUACAUUUUAGAGAUUUGUAAAUAUCCAUUUAAAUAUCGUGAUCCGACGUUACAGCAAUCAGCCUCUUUGGCUCUUGUACGUUUUAUGUGCGUUUCAUCACGAGUUUGUGAGUCUUAUAUGCCUUUCUUGAUGAAUAUUCUCAGUCAUACCAAAAAUAUCAAAAUCAAAUGCAACAUUGUGAUCGGCCUAUCAGAUCUCACAUUUCGCUUUCCUAAUAUUAUUGAACCAUGGACUGGUCAUUUUUAUUCGACAUUACACGAUGAAAACACAGAGUUGCGUUUAACGGCAGUGAAAAUGUUAUCCCAUCUAAUCCUGCAUGAGAUGAUACGCGUUAAAGGCCAAAUCGCGGAUUUAGCAAUAUGUAUAGUGGAUGAUAAUGACGCGAUUAAAAAUAUAACUCAACAGUUCUUUAAAGAAAUCGCGAAUAAAUCGAACAUUUUAUAUAACGUGUUACCGGAUAUCAUUUCCAAAUUGAGUGACAGUUCCUCGAAUCUAGAAGAAGAGAAAUAUCGCAUAAUAAUGCGUUAUAUAUUGGGCCUGAUACAUAAAGACCGUCAAGUCGAAACCUUAGUGGAAAAGCUUUGUCUACGUUUUCCGGUAACUCGUGAUGAAAGACAAUGGCGUGAUAUAGCUUAUUGCCUAAGUCUGUUAUCGUACAAUGAAAAAACUAUCAAAAAAUUGAUCGAUAAUUUGCAGUAUUUUAAAGAUAAAGUACAAAUCGAUGAAGUCUAUCAGUCGUUCAAAUUAAUAAUCAGCAAUACCUCAAAAUUAGCUAAACCCGAACUAAAGACAUUAAUCGGUGAGCUCGAUACUCGUAUAAAUGAUUGUUUAAAGAUAAGAGAACCUACAAAUGAGGAUGAGGAACGUAACAGUGAAAAUGAUAAAGAAACCGGUAAAAAGGUAAGAUAUUCAAAGAAAAAAUCUGGCAAAGCUUCAACGCGUUCCAAUAAUCGGCGAAGACGUGGAAAACAAGAUUCUUCAGAAUCUUCAUCAGCUCAUGAGUCCAGUAACUCAUCAAGCGAUUUUGAAGAUGAGCCUCCUAAAAGUAAUAAGAAUAAGCAAAAACCACGCAAUAAAGUUAUACAAGAAACAGCCAGUUCUGAUGAAGAAGAAUUACAAAUACCGAGAAGGAAACGUGGCCGUAAUAAUAAAUGAGUGGACCACAUCUUAAAGGAAAUAAAUGAACUACUCGAUCAUGGCAGCAGACGUUUUUCAUUUCACAAAAACAAAAAAAUUUCGUAAUUAAAAUAGUUUUUCGGUUAAAAGGUAACCUGUUGUUAUGCACAAGAUUAUGCACAAGGUUACCUUUUCAACGAUACUUACGCUAAUUGUCCUCUUAAAGAGUAAGUUUCUUAAAAAUUGUCAGUUCGAGUAUAGUAUUAUGAAGCUAAUGAUCGCUUUAGGCCAUUAAUUGGGAUGAACUUGGCUCUUCCCCGCCCUCGUAGGCAAAAAAUUAUGCUGUCCGUCCCACCAAAACAAAUCCUUCACAUUAUUGUAUUGAGAUUGCUUGUACCACGUCCGUUCUUAUGGCAGCCUGGCAGAAUUGCAUCGCAAUGUUUGGCGAGUGCAUCUGUUUGCAUCGCAAUGUUUGGCGAGUGCAUCUGUUUGCAUCAAAUUUUCGUGCCAAUAAGAAAUUGGUAUUUAUAGUAGGCCAGCUCAUGGUUGACGUCAAUCUUUUCUACUUUCUCCUUUUGCACCUUAUUUGCUUCUUUCCAAUUUUGCUUCUCAUAGCCGUCAUUGAUAUCAAAGUAUGGAAGAGUUGGCGGAGAUUUUGAGGAAAAGAACCAAAUUCUAUUCUUCCUACGUAUUUUAAGAUGAGGACUGGGAACUGUACCAUAUUACUAUGACCGUAGCUAUCCCUUAAUUGCUUUAAAGCAUUUCCUACCAUGAAAAAAAGCACACCUUUUCUUCGGACCAUAUUAAGUCCUGACGCUGAUAGCGUUUAGUUUAAAAAAAAAACCUAGUUGUAAAUAAAUAAGCGGCGCUUAUACAGUUUUGUUUUUUGUGCUUUAACUUGACAACUGAUCGCUUAGAAACGAGAGCAGGAAA